GACAGAGAAAGGCGCUGUCAGACUGCGCUCCACCUGGGGCUCGCCUGCCGCGGCUUUCCGCGCGCCCACACUUUCGGCGGUCGAGGGGACGCCCCGCCACAAUUCAGGCUGUCGUUCUCCCCGGGCCCGGGUUCGAGCGCCAUUAGCGCCGACGAGCGCCAGGAUCUUCACACGGAGCCCUCCGGAGUCCCGCCCGCUGGAUUCGAGGACCCGCUUGGAUGCUUCGCCUCCGAGCGCCCUCGGAAGAUGGGCCGGCAGCCACGCGCGUAAAGACACCUAAGGGUUACCAGUCUCCAAGACAGAACCGGAGGGCUGGGCCCGGGCUUUCGCCGCGGAGGAAAUGGCUUCCAGCCCGCUGCCGGGGCCCAACGACAUCCUGCUGGCAUCGCCGUCGAGCGCCUUCCAGCCCGACGCGCUGAGCCAGCCGCGGCCAGGCCACGCCAAUCUCAAACCCAACCAGGUGGGCCAGGUGAUCCUCUACGGCAUUCCCAUCGUGUCGUUGGUGAUCGACGGGCAGGAGCGCCUGUGUCUGGCACAGAUCUCCAACACUCUCCUCAAGAACUUCAGCUACAACGAGAUCCACAACCGUCGUGUGGCGCUGGGCAUCACGUGCGUGCAGUGUACGCCGGUGCAGCUGGAGAUCCUGCGGCGCGCCGGAGCCAUGCCUAUCUCAUCGCGCCGCUGCGGGAUGAUCACCAAGCGAGAAGCCGAGCGCUUGUGCAAGUCGUUCCUUGGCGAAAACAGGCCCCCCAAGCUGCCCGACAACUUCGCCUUCGACGUGUCUCACGAGUGCGCCUGGGGCUGCCGCGGUAGCUUCAUUCCCGCGCGCUACAACAGCUCCCGCGCCAAGUGCAUCAAAUGCAGCUACUGCAACAUGUACUUCUCACCCAACAAGUUCAUCUUCCACUCGCACCGUACGCCCGACGCCAAGUACACGCAGCCGGACGCAGCCAACUUCAACUCGUGGCGCCGUCAUCUCAAGCUCACUGACAAGAGUCCCCAGGACGAGCUAGUCUUCGCCUGGGAGGAUGUCAAGGCCAUGUUCAACGGCGGCAGCCGAAAGCGCGCGCUGCCCCAGCCGGGCGCACACCCCGCCUGCCACCCGCUCAGCUCCGUCAAGGCGGCCGCCGUGGCAGCGGCAGCUGCGGUGGCUGGAGGCGGGGGACUACUGGGUCCGCACCUGCUGGGGGCGCCCCCGCCCCCGCCGCCGCCUCCACCCCUGGCAGAGCUAGCUGGCGCGCCCCACGCCCAUCACAAGCGGCCGCGCUUCGACGACGACGACGACUCGCUGCAGGAGGCGGCCGUCGUGGCAGCAGCCAGUCUCUCGGCCGCCGCCGCCAGCCUCUCGGUAGCCGCGGCCUCUGGCGGCGCCGGGGCGGGAGGGGGCGGCGCCGGGGGCGGCUGCGUGACCAGCGUUGGCGCCGGCGCGGGCGCGGGCGCGGCGGCUGGCGCCAAAGGCCCGCGCAGCUACCCGGUCAUUCCGGUGCCCAGCAAGGGCUCUUUUGGGGGAGUGCUGCAGAAGUUCCCGGGCUGCGGGGGGCUCUUCCCGCAUCCCUACACCUUCCCGGCCGCAGCCGCCGCCUUCGGCUUGUGCCACAAGAAGGAGGACGCGGGCGCCGCGGCCGAGGCCCUGGGGGGCGCGGGCGGUGCGGGCGCAGCGCCGAAGGCCGGCCUGUCUGGCCUCUUCUGGCCCGCGGGCCGCAAGGACGCUUUCUACCCGCCCUUCUGCAUGUUCUGGCCUCCGCGGACCCCAGGCGGGCUUCCAGUGCCCACCUACCUACAGCCCCCGCCCCAGCCGCCUUCGGCGCUCGGCUGCGCGCUUGGAGAAAGCCCGGCCCUCCUGCGCCAGGCCUUCCUGGACCUGGCUGAGCCCGGCGGCGCGGGUGGGAGCGCAGACGCUGCGCCCCCGCCGGGUCAGCCCCCUCCGGUGGUAGCCAACGGCCCGGGCUCUGGCCCUCCGCCUCCUGCUGGGGGCACGGGCCCCCGCGACCCUCUCUUCGAGUCGCCCCCGGGCGGUAGCGGUGGGGACUGCAGCGCGGGCUCCACGCCGCCGGCCGACCCCGGCGCCGUGUCGGGUGCAGGCGCCGCGGCCACCGGAGCGGGCCCCGCGGGAGCCCGAGUGCCCGCACCCCACCAUCCGCACCUCUUGGAGGGCCGCAAGGCAGGCGGAGGCAGUUACCACCAUUCGAGCGCCUUCCGGCCGGUGGGCGGCAAGGACGACGCUGAGAGCCUGGCUAAGCUGCACGGGGCGUCAGCGGGAGCGCCACACUCGGCCCAAGCGCAUCACCACCACCACCAUCACCACCCGCACCACCACCACCACCAUCAUCCCCCGCAGCCGCCGUCGCCGUUGCUGCUACUGCCCCCGCAGCCCGACGAGCCGGGUUCUGAGCGCCACCACCCGGCCCCGCCGCCGCCUCCGCCCCCGCCGCCCCCGCUGGCCCUGCAGCCGCACCACCGAGGCCUUCUGUCCCCCGGGGGCACCAGCUGCAGCUACCCCAGCGAGGACAGCUCCGAGGACGAGGAUGACGAGGAAGAAGAGCAGGAGGUGGACGUAGAGGGCCACAAACCCCCCGAGGGCGAAGAAGAGGAGGAGGAAGGUCGAGACCCUGAGGAGGAGGAGGAGGAAGACGAGGAGACGGGAGUCCUGCUAGCUGACCCCUUAGUCGGGGGCGGCCGGUACCUCCAGGGCCGAGGGCUGUCAGAGAAGGGGAGCAGCCGGGACCGCGCUCCGGCCGCGCCGGGCGCUUUCCCACUCGCCCUGAACUCCUCCAGGCUGCUUCAGGAGGACGGGAAACUGGGUGACCCCGGCGGCUCAGACCUACCCCCGCCCCCGCCCCCGCCUCUGGCCUCCCAGAAAGCAAGCGGCGGCAGUAGCAGCAGCCCGGGCAGCCCCGUCCACCAUCCAUCACUGGAGGAGCAGCCCUCCUACAAAGAUAAUCAGAAAACUAAGGAAAAUAACCAAGUUAUUUUACCUACAAAGGACGACAGCAACUUUUCAGAUAAGAACAAGGAGCAUAGCUUUUUCAUCACAGACUCUGAUGCUUCCGGAGGAGAUUUUUGGAGAGAGAGAACAGGUGAACACACGCAAGAGACAAAUUCACCUCAUUCGCUCAAGAAGGAUGUUGAAAAUAUGGGGAAAGAAGAACUUCAGAAGGUUUUAUUUGAACAAAUAGAUUUACGGAGACGACUAGAACAAGAAUUCCAAGUGUUAAAAGGAAAUACGUCUUUCCCAGUAUUCAAUAAUUUUCAAGAUCAGAUGAAAAGGGAACUCGCCUACCGAGAAGAAAUGGUGCAACAGUUACAAAUUAUCCCCUAUGCCGCAAGCUUGAUCAGGAAAGAAAAGCUUGGUGCCCAUCUCAGCAAAAGCUAAAAGGUGCACAGAACCACUUACUCUUGUUCUCUUGUAAGAUACAGCCUGCCACUGAGCACUUCUGACCCACAUAAAGACUGCAAAUUGAAAGGGCUUGGGAAUCCAAUACAAAAUCAGGUUCGGGAGAACCCAAGGACAAGUGACCUCAAAGCAGCAUGGACAACCAUGGAAAAUCGACUGUAGUGGCCAUUCGUUAGUGGGGGGAG
This is a messenger RNA of Mustela lutreola (European mink), 3579 nucleotides long. It is a transcript of the gene SKOR2, whose product is annotated as SKI family transcriptional corepressor 2. Lineage: Eukaryota; Metazoa; Chordata; Mammalia; Carnivora; Mustelidae. The coding region runs from base 341 to 3373 and encodes 1010 amino acids. Gene Ontology annotation, molecular function: SMAD binding; DNA-binding transcription factor activity, RNA polymerase II-specific; RNA polymerase II cis-regulatory region sequence-specific DNA binding. The record is from RefSeq and is a predicted model, not a curated record. The transcript has 9 exons. Gene Ontology annotation, biological process: negative regulation of BMP signaling pathway; negative regulation of transcription by RNA polymerase II. Gene Ontology annotation, cellular component: nucleus; transcription regulator complex.